Molecule: messenger RNA, 2103 nt
Organism: Periophthalmus magnuspinnatus
Lineage: Eukaryota; Metazoa; Chordata; Actinopteri; Gobiiformes; Gobiidae
Gene: onecutl
Product: one cut domain, family member, like
Biological process (GO): regulation of transcription by RNA polymerase II
Cellular component (GO): nucleus
Molecular function (GO): RNA polymerase II cis-regulatory region sequence-specific DNA binding; DNA-binding transcription factor activity, RNA polymerase II-specific
Source: RefSeq, a predicted model, not a curated record
CAUCGCACAUCUUGUCAGAUUUUUAAGGCCGUGACGCACUGAAAGCGGAGAGUCAAUGUGAGCGAGUAAGGGGAGGAGGAGGAGAAGCAGAAAGAGUUGGUGCGGAGAUCGAUGAAGUGGCAGGCAGAGGGAACGAGGAGGAGGAGGAAGAAAAUCUCACGAGAUAAUGAAAGAAAGACGGAGAGCUGCUAGUGUAGGAGCAAAAACCCCGAGCUACUGUAGAUACUGCGAAACACAAGGACCAAGGACGAACAGGACUAAAAGAGAUAACGGAUCUUUUCUCUUUUUAACGUAUUGGUUUGGGCUUUUUGUGCGCUCGCUCUGGGGUACGGUGAAUGUAUCACCCCGGGGCGCAGCGCGGACCAAUUGUCGUGAAUCUGCAGGGCUGCUCCGCGACACAAUCGGAGAGAUGCACAGGACGGACACCAGCCGAGGACGCGCUCUGAGAACGGGAGAAUAAAGGCACAAAAGCGAGGCUUCUGCCGAGGAGCACUGAGCUGAGCACCAAAGACACAAUAAAACAGCACACGCACAAGUAAAGAAGACAAAAACAUCGCACCUGCCCUAGUGAACCUGUUUACGCGGAGUUUGGAGGAGUUUGAAGACAGUACUUAACGUUAUCAGAUAAUUAAUUAGACACCCCAUAAGCCCGGAAAUCAAUUAAUUCACCAAUCAAUAAAUCCAUAGUCUGGUGUAACAAGAGAGCUUCCAGACUGUUUAGCGUGGCGGCUCGACAACAAUAACAAGACAAGAGGGCACCAAUUUGAAGAAUCUGUUUUCGGCAGCACCAUGGAUGCGAUAGGGGAGAUGUCGUUGCACAGCCACCCAGAGCUGGCGCACAGUCAGCACGGCCGAUCCAUGCUGCACUCUCGCGAUCUCUCUGCUGCGUUCCCCAGGCCCUCCCUCGGGGGUCCCACCAUGUCCCUGGAGCCUGAUCCCCGUCCCCCAACCUUUGACCACUCCAUGUCAGCUCUGGGUUACAGUGGAGAUUCCCCUUCAAGUGCGGGCACCACCUACACCACUCUGACGCCCUUGCAGCCAUUUGAUGAUAAGUUCCACCAUCAUCACCACCACCCAUGCCUGCCUGUGAGCAAUGUUAUCGGCAGCUUUACUCUCAUGAGGGAAGACAGGGGGCUGGGAGGCAACUUCUACAACCCCUAUGGCAAGGAUUUGGCAAUGUCCCAAAGUCUGUCACCUCCUUCCGGCAACACCUCCAUGCAGGGGUAUGGGGCCCUUGGCAACACUUCCAACACCAACCAAAUGAUCCACGGCGGGUAUGAUGUCCAUGGAGGAAACAUCUUCUGCCGGACUUCCGAUUUCGCCCGAGAGAUGUCGCCCCCGGGCCUAGGAGACGCCUCUCAUCAACUCAACAAAAUGGAUGCCCACCAGCACCCUGCCAGUCACCACCACCCGCACCUUUACAGCCAGCACUACCAGCCGCACCACCACCCCAGCAGCCAGCAGACCACCGCCAAGAUGGAGCACCCCACGUCCUCCCCGGUUGAGGGCAUGCUUUCCGGGUCGCAGGGAGGUGCAGGAGCCAGUGGUGGUGGCGGUGAAGAGAUCAACACCCGAGACGUGGCCCAGAGGAUCAUCACGGAGCUGAAGAGGUACAGCAUCCCUCAGGCUAUCUUCGCUGAGAGGGUUUUGUGUCGGUCGCAGGGCACUCUGUCUGACCUCCUGAGGAACCCCAAGCCCUGGGCAAGCUCAAGUACGGGCCGCGAGACCUUCAAGAGGAGGUCCCGCUGGCUGCAGGAACCCGAGUUUCAAAGGAUGGCCUCGCUCCGGCUGGAGGCCUGCAAAAGGAAGGAGCAGGAGCAGAGCAAGAUGGAGCGUAAUCAGGGCCCCAAGCGAACCCGGCUGGUGUUCACCGACUUGCAGAGGCGCACCCUCAUGGCUAUCUUCAGGGAGAACCAUCGUCCAACCAAGGAGCUGCAGGUCACCAUCUCCCAGCAGCUAGGCCUCGAGUUGUCCACAGUCAGCAACUUCUUCAUGAAUGCCCGCCGACGCAUCAACAAGUGGGCAGACGAGGGCCGUCCAUCCUCCACGGGGUCCUCAGGGUCCAGCGUUUCCUCCUCCGCGGUGUCCUGCAGCACAGCGUGA